Messenger RNA from Homalodisca vitripennis (glassy-winged sharpshooter), 1119 nucleotides. RefSeq lists its product as uncharacterized. NCBI's taxonomy places the organism in Eukaryota, Metazoa, Arthropoda, Insecta, Hemiptera, Cicadellidae. Bases 1 to 1050 code for a protein of 349 amino acids. The transcript has 3 exons. The record is from RefSeq and is a predicted model, not a curated record.
AUGAAGAGUGCUCCGGCAGCUCCAGUUCGGCUUGCGAGAGUUAGUGCUGCUCCAGUGCUCUGGCCUCGGCUCGCAUCUGAGGAUGUACCGGGGGAGGAUGUUGCCUCAUGCCCCUUUAUAUACCUGGGACUCCCCACAGGUGUCCAGAGUCGUGUGGCAGCGGGCAACAUGGAAUAUCUGGCAGUCUAUCUCAUCGUUGCAGGAGCAUUUGCUCAGUUAGGUGUUUGCAGGCCAGACUUGGGUAAUUAUAUCCAUGGAUACCAACAGUACCACAAUAUUCUAGAGUACCCUCAGGCUCAUCACCAUGUCUUCCCAGCACAAGCCCAUCUAUCAUCUUUGGGAUCUCACAGUGUAUAUGAGAACGGUUACGCAGGACACAGCGGUGCCCAUGGUUACAGCCAUAUCCAGCCUUACCAUGGGCCUAUAGCUAUCCCUGUGGUGCUGCCCAGUGGACAUCUUGCAGACACUCCAGAGGUAGCUGCAGCUAAGAUCCACCACCUCGGAGCUGUGGCACAAGCUAAAGCUGACAAGUACUACAGUGGCCAUGCUGGAUCCGGCUAUGGAGGAGCUUACGGUUACAGUAGCUCCUACCAUGGUUAUGCUGUCCCAGUGGUUCUCCCCAACGGUCACAUCGCAGACACCCAUGAAGUUGCAGCAGCCAAAUCCGCUCAUCUCCUUGCUGUAGCAAAAGCCAAAGCAGAGCAGUAUUACUCUGGACAUGGAGAAGGUUACGGGUACGGAGAAGCUUAUGGGUACAGUGGUUCUCACCAUGGGUACGGAAUUCCAGUGGUGCUCCCCAAUGGGCAUAUUGCUGACACUCCUGAAGUGGCUCAUGCCAAAAAUGCCCAUUUGGCCGCUGUGGCUCAUGCCAAAGCUCAAGAAGCUCUUCACUAUGACCAUGAACAGAAGUACCAUGAUGAUGAGUACUACCAUCAUAUACCUCUCCAUGUCUCUCAUCAGCUGAUCCAUGUGCCACAUCAAGUAUCUGAUUCUUUAGCCCAUGGAUUUGUUUCUCAUCUAUACACUCCACACUGGUUCUCUGAUUUAUAAAUAAGACAUAACAGUAUAUGUAAAGUAGCUAUUAUUUUGUAAGUAUAGAUAUUAUAUUAUAUUCUUGAA